ACUCUUCAAUCGCCUGAUCCUCUUAAACUGAUGUCAGUCUUCCCUCCUGCUGCUGCUGCUCCCUGCGCAUGACUCCCCCCUCUGGUCGGUUCAGACCGACAUCGGGCACAGACCGGACAGGACUGGACAAGUUUGACAGCUGCAGCGGGGGGGAAAUAACGACGCAACAGCAGGAGAAAUGCGUGCGCAUUUAUAGAUCAACAAAAAAAAAAAAAUCAGAAAUAACGGGAGCUGGAGAGGCUGAGGGAUGUCGCACUGAAUGAGGAGGGGAUUCCUGCGAGGCGAGAGACGAGGCAGGACGAAACUUGAUCGUCAGGAUUCUCCAACAUGGACUUAUGGACUGUUGUUGGAAAACAUCCUCAUAGUCUUUUAGUUUUUCUGCAGUAGUUGGAGAAUUAUCUUUGCUUUAUUGCAUUUAAAAUAAUGUUCCACAGUCGGUUCUGAAUUUGGAGCGUUUCUGGUACACUGGUCCACUCGCAGCCUUUUGCCCCAUGACCAAUUUAUAUCAUCCAUCCUUUGAAGAAAUAGCACGUUCCCGUGUUUGCUCACCGCCCGAAUUAGAAUCUUUGUUUGUCUCUUCAGUGUUUUUUUUUUUUUUUACAUAAGGAUUUCUCCUGUGCAGCAGUAGCUCCAACAGAGAUGGACACGCACAUUGCACCAUGCGUCACUCUCAACCUGACGGGAUUUAAAACACAACAUCUCCUUUUUCUCAGUUAAAACACUUGAACCCUGUUCAACCUCAGCACCUGAGGAGUGAUUACUCUUUUUUCUCUCUCUCCCUUCAUCCUGAACACCUGAAGUUAACUUUCCCUCUCUGGUGAGACCUCUGUAGGAUUCCCAUGAAGCGGCGCACCCUGUGAUUACAUUUUCUGUAGGGAUUUUGCUCUUUUGUGCACCGGGACAUCAUGUGGACCCCGACUGAGGACGAGAAGAUCGGAGUGGUGAUCUGCAACUUCCGCGGCUCGGUGACUCAGGGUCUGGCUCUGGAAGUGGGAGAGACGGUUCAGAUUCUGGAGAAAUGUGAAGGAUGGUACCGAGGAUUCUCAACCAGGAAACCAAAUGUCAAGGGAGUUUUCCCAGCCAGCUACAUCCACCUGAAGAAAGCCGUCGUCACCAACCGAGGGCCUCAUGAGACCGUGGUGCCCCUCGAAGACCCCAUCGUUACCGAGGUGACGUCAACGCUGCAGGAGUGGGCCUUACUGUGGAAGCAGCUCUAUGUGAAACACAAAGUGGAUCUGUUCUACAAGGUCCGCCACGUGAUGAUGGAGCUGAUCGACCUGAGGAGGCAGCUGCUGUCGGGUCACCUGACGCAGGACCAGAGCCGAGACGUCAAGAGGCACAUCACCGUCAGACUGGACUGGGGCAACGAUGAGAAGUUCAUGGUGAGACUGAACAAGAACGGAGGGCCCAAGAAUCCAGAGAAGGUGGACAGGCUGUGCGCCCUCUUCACGGACUUGAGCAACAAAGACAUGAAGAGAGAUCUCUACAUCGUCUCCCAGGUCAUCAGAACAGGCCGCAUGCUGCUGAAUGACAGUAAGAAGGGUCCUCCUCACGUUCAGUACCGCAGACCGUACGGCUGUGCUGUCCUCGCCAUGAGCGACGUGCUGCAGACCAUCUCAGAACUCAAAGAGGAGAAAGACUUCGUCCUCAAAGUCUACACGUGUAACAAUGAGAACGAGUGGUACCAGAUCCACGAGAACAUCAUCCGCAAGUCCAGCACCAAAUACACGGCUCCGAGCACCAACUACGGUCUGAUCAUCUCUCUGCAGCUGCUCAGAGGAGACAUGGAGCAGGUCCGCAGAGAGAACCCUCUCAUCUUCAGCAGAGGGGUGGCCAUCACGCGUAAACUGGGCUUCCCUGAUGUCAUCAUGCCAGGGGACAUCCGUAACGACCUCUACCUGACCCUGGAGCGAGGAGAGUUCGAGAGAGGAGGGAAGAGCGUUCAGAAGAACAUAGAGGUCACCGUCUACGUGCUCUACGCCGACGGAGAGAUCCUCAAGGACUGCAUCAGUCUGGGUUCAGGUGAGCCCGGCGUGCCCGAGCACCGCUCCUUCGUCCUUUAUCACAACAACAGCCCUCGAUGGAGCGAGGUGAUCAAACUGCCCAUCCCCAUCGACCGCUUCCGAGGAUCCCACCUACGCUUCGAGUUCAGACACUGCUCCACGAAGGACAAAGGAGAGAAGAAGCUGUUUGGUUUUGCCUUCACUCCUCUGAUGAGGGAGGACGGGACCACUCUAUCCGACGAGAGUCAUGAACUCUACGUCUACAAGUGCGAUGAAAACACGACGUUCAGUAACCACGCGCUCUACCUGGGGCUGCCCUGCUGUAAAGAAGACUUCAACAGCUGCCCCAGCAUCCCGUCCAGCCUCAUCUUCCAACGCAGCACCAAGGAGACCUUCUGGAUCUGCACUCAGCUCUCCUCCACCAAGCUCACUCAGAACGUGGACCUUCUGGCCCUGCUGAAGUGGAAAGCUCAUCCAGACCGGGUCAUGGACAUCCUCGGCCGGCUGAGACACGUCAGCGGAGAAGAAAUCGUCAAGUUUCUUCAGGACAUUCUGGACACUUUAUUCUCCAUCUUGGAUGACAACACUGAUAAAUACGGACCGCUGGUGUUCCAGUCAUUAGUGUUCAUCAUCAACCUGCUCAGGGACAGUAAAUAUUACCACUUCAGACCCGUGAUGGACACAUACAUCCAGAAGCACUUCGCCGGGGCCUUGGCUUAUAAAGAACUGAUCCGCUGUCUGAAGUGGUACAUGGACCGCUCUGCAGAGGUGGUCAGACAGGACCACAUACAGGAGGCCAUGAGGGCUCUCGAGUAUCUCUUUAAGUUCAUCAUCCAGUCUCGCAUCCUUUACUCCCGGGCCACCUGCGGGAUGGAGGAGGAGCAGUUCAGGACCAGCAUCCAGGAACUCUUUCAGUCCAUUCGCUUCGUCCUCAGCCUGGACAGCCGCAACUCGGAGACCCUCAUCUUCACACAGGGCUCCCAGCCUUGUGCGGGCCCAAAUCAGGCCCCGGGGCCCGCUGUUGGGCCUGCCGCUCCUUUAGCACUAGCCCCCGCCCCGGGCCAAGCCCCGCCCCCCGCCCCAGGACAGACUCCUGGCAGUGUGCAAGCCAACUGCUCUCAGGCGUGGAGCUCCCACGCUCUGCGGCCGCUGUCAGCCGCUCUGUUGAACUCGUUCCCGGCGAUCUUCGACGAGCUGCUGCAGAUGUUUACGGUGCAGGAGGUGGCCGAGUUUGUGCGCGGGACUCUGGGCAGCAUGCCGUCCACGGUGCACAUCGGGCAGUCCAUGGACGUGGUCAAGCUGCAGUCCAUCGCCCGGACGGUCGACAGCCGCCUCUUCUCUUUCCCAGAGUCUCGGAGGAUCCUGCUCCCUGUGGUUCUUCAUCACAUCCACCUUCAUCUCAGGCAGCAGAAAGAGCUGCUCAUCUGCUCCGGGAUACUCAGCUCUAUAUUCUCUAUUAUCAAGACCAGCUCACUGGACACGUCGGUGCAGGAGGAAGUGGAGAUGAUGGUGGAGUCCCUGCUGGACGUCCUCCUGCAGACCCUGCUGUCCAUCAUGAGCAAGAGCCAAUCGCAGGAGGCGGUAAGGGGUCAACGCUGUCCGCAGUGCACCGCGGAGAUCACUGGAGAGUACGUGUCCUGCCUCCUGUCCCUCCUCCGACAGAUGACCGAUAUCCACUUCCAACACCUGAUGGAGAACUUCCAGAGCAAAGAGGAACUCAAGGAGUUCCUGUUGAAGAUUUUGUGUGUGUUCAGGAACCUGAUGAAGCUCAGUAUUUUCCCCCGAGACUGGAACAUCAUGAGGCUGCUCACCAGCAACAUCAUCCUGACCACCGCUCAGUACCUGUCUCCUGCUCUGCAUAAGAACUUCACAGAGGCAGAGUUUGACUUUAAGGUGUGGAACUCCUACUUCAGUCUGGCGGUGCUGUACAUCAACCAGCCCAGUUUACAGCUGGAGAGUCUGAGUGCUGCUAAGAGGAAGAAAGUUUUGGACAAGUACGGUGACAUGAGAGUGAUGAUGACCUACGAGCUCUUCAGUAUGUGGCAGAACCUGGGAGAGAAUAAGAUCCACUUCAUCCCCGGGAUGAUCGGGCCCUUCCUGGGAGUGACGCUGGUUCCUCAGGUGGAGGUUAGAAACAUCAUGAUCCCAAUCUUCCACGACAUGAUGGACUGGGAGCAACGCAAGAACGGGAACUUCAAACAGGUGGAGGCAGAGCUGAUCGACAAGCUGGACAGUUUGGUGUCUGAGGGGAAAGGUGACGAGAACUACAGAGAGCUCUUCAGUCUGCUAACCCAGCUGUUUGGGCCCUACCCCAGUCUGUUGGAGAAGAUCGAGCAGGAGACGUGGAGAGAGACGGGGAUCUCCUUUGUCACCUCGGUUACACGGCUGAUGGAGCGACUGCUGGACUACAGGGACUGCAUGAAGGGAGACGAGACCGAGAACAAGAAGAUCGGCUGCACUGUUAACCUCCUGAAUUUCUACAAGUCAGAGAUCAACAAGGAGGAGAUGUACAUCCGUUACAUCCACAAACUGUGUGACAUGCACCUGCAGGCUGAGAACUUCACAGAGGCUGCGUUCACUCUGCUACUGUACUGGGAGCUGCUGCACUGGGACGAGCGGCCCCUCAAAGACUUCCUGCAUUAUCCCGCUCAGACCGAGUGGCACCGCAAGGAGGGGCUCUGCCGCAAAGUCAUCCACUACUUCAACAAGGGGAAGUGUUGGGAGUUUGGUAUCCCUCUCUGCAGGGAGUUGGCCUUCCAGUAUGAAUCUCUGUACGACUACCAGAGUCUGAGCUGGAUCAGGAAAAUGGAGGCCGCGUAUUAUGACAACAUCAUGGAGCAGCAGCGCCUGGAGCCCGAGUUUUUCCGGGUCGGUUUCUAUGGCAGAAAGUUCCCCUUCUUCCUCAGAAACAAAGAGUUUGUCUGUCGCGGCCAUGACUACGAGAGGCUAGAGGCCUUCCAGCAAAGGAUGCUGGGAGAAUUCCCUCAGGCCAUAGCCAUGCAGCACCCCAAUCAGCCGGAUGAAGCCAUCCUUCAGUGUGACGCACAGUACCUGCAGAUCUACGCCGUCACACCUGUACCGGAGAGCGUCACCGUCCUCCAGAUGGACCGGGUCCCCGAUCGCAUCAAGAGCUUCUACAGGGUCAACAACGUCCGUCGUUUCCGUUACGACCGACCCUUCCACAAAGGACCCAAAGACAGAGACAAUGAGUUCAAGAGUCUCUGGAUCGAGAGGACGACUCUGAUCCUCACUCACCCUCUGCCUGGUAUUUCACGCUGGUUUGAGGUGGAGAAGAGAGAACUGCUGGAGGUGAGUCCGUUAGAGAACGCCAUCUCUGUGGUGGAGAAUAAGAACCAGGAGCUGCGGACUCUGAUCAGUCAGUACCAACACAAGCAGCUGCACGGAAACAUCAACCUGCUCAGCAUGACGCUCAACGGAGUCAUCGACGCCGCCGUCAACGGAGGCAUCGCCAGAUACCAAGAGGCUUUCUUUGAUAAGGAGUACAUCACCACCCAUCCUGAAGACACAGAGAAGAUCACACAGCUCAAAGACCUGAUGCAGGAGCAGGUUCACGUCCUGGGAGUCGGCCUGGCCGUGCACGAGAAGCUGGUGCACCCUGAAAUGCGUCCCCUGCACAAGAAGCUGAUCGAUCAGUUCCAGAUGAUGAGGAGCAGCCUGUGCCAUGGUCUGCCUGGUCUGGACAAAGCCGGGUCAGGAGCAAACACACCCAGAGGGAUCCUGGCCUCCCACAGCCCCAUGAGCCCCGAGAGCUUCAAACUGCUGCACCGCCACAGUCCCAUUGCUGUUUUGACUCCGGUACGCAACUCCUCCUCCUCUCUCUCCUCUCAUAACUCCAGUGAGACAGGAAACGUAGGAAGUCUUCUGAUCCUGGCUGAUGGCAUGGUGGUGGAGAACCCCGAGGACUUCUACCGCAUGCAGGCGAGCCCCUCCUCCUCCAGCCUUAGCUCCACCCACUCUGCUCCCUCUCAGAUGAUAAACUCCGCCCCCUCCACCAUCCGAGUCGGCUCUCCGUCUCUGCCGGAUAAAUACAGACACAACCGAGAGAUGCUGAUGCUGCUGCCGCCUCACAGAGACAGACCGAGCAGUGCCAUGUACUCCAACCUCACCGAGAACGGACAGCCAACAAACCUGCAGAGAGCGCUGUUCCAUCAGGUGAUCGGUCCGUGUAAACCCUGCAGUGACCCCAACCUGUCUGUGGCUGAGAAAGUCCUCACCACUCCCAGUAGUUGGAGUUUGGACAGCGGUACCAGAGAAGCCCUCCCCUUCCUCUCUGCCCAUGUUGGCAGUGUCAUGGCGCCUCCUGUCCCCCCACGCAACCUGCCUCAUGGGCAACACCUGUCGAUGCACUUUGAUGCUUUCCACCACCAGGUCAGCGACCUCCCUCCAGCUCUCCCUGCGCGCUCCUUAAGAAAGUCCCCCCUGCACCCUAUACCUGCCUCGCCCACCAGUCCUCAGUCCAUCCUGGAUGGCAGUAACUCCACCCUGUCGGGCAGCGCCAGCUCUGGAGUCUCCUCCCUCAGCGAGAGCAACUUCGGCGGCCCCGCCUCCUCCUCCGACCCCCCUGCCAGUCGCACAGACACCCUGGAGUCCGUCCCCAGCAGCCAGGCCUGGACCACCGACCAGGAGGACCUGGACUCGCCUUACCAGCCCGUCAGGUACAGCGUCUCCGAGCCUGAAGUCCUGGACGGAGUCAAACCUCCGCCCUGCCGCAGCCACUCCGCCCCGGGAGGAGUCACCCCGGCUCAGGCAGGCGGUCAAAUCCAGCCCCAGGCUCCGAGUCCGGCCUCCAGCGGAGCUCCACAACAACAGCAGGACGGGCCGCAGCACCCCCAACACCACCACUUCUACCACCACCACUUCCACCCUCACUACCUCCCCCACCACCCGCCUCUCUACCACCUCCACGAGCCCCCCCCGGCCCUGCCCCCCAAACCCUACCUCAGAGAGGGCUGCAUCCCUGAAGAAGACCUCCUCAACACCCAGUCCGCCACGCCUCCUCCUGCUCCCCGACCAAUGCCGCGCAAGAUCUCGCAGCCCAUCAUCGCUGCGACCAAGGAGGAGCAGGCGAAGGUGGCGUGGGAGCACGGCAUCAGUGAGGAGUGAGACGUCUGCCGGGGAUUUAAGAAACUCUGAGAAGUGAAAUAAACCGUAAGAAACUUUUUUUCAGACGAGAGAAAGAUGUGAACACCAGAAAAAAACUGAUAAAAUGAGAGUAGGAUCCUCUCAGGUGUUCAGGUCCGAUGAGGGUAAAAGUGAGAAAUCAUCUUUUUUUUCUUUCCGCCCGUCUUCAGCACAUCAGCUCUGUCGUCUUCAUCGUUAAAACACGAUCUUCCUCAUGUCACUGCGUCCUGUAACGAGCUCGUCCAGCUCUGUUUGUUAAAUCAAAGAAUCAUUAAUCACUGAAUCCCUCAUGAUAUAAUAUCCACCAUUACAUAUCCCUCAUUGUGUCACACCUCAUGCACAGCUCUCCAUCGAUGAUUCGACGUCUUAGUUAUUUUCUUUCAUCACAUCGAUCAAACAUUCAGUUUAAAAAGAAAUCAUGAAUCAUUUAUUCCUCAAGCUGCACUUUAACAACGUAACAAAGCACCAAAACAAAAAAGAAGCAUAACAAAUAAAACGUUCACAUAUUUUUUUAAACGAUGCAGAACUUUCACAGAGCGGAGGUUUUUAGAUGUUUUUGCUGAGGUUGCACAUUAUUUACACAACGAUAAAGACGUUAGAGCGAAGACUUAAGUCAGUUUUAAUCUCGCACAGCGACCAAUGGACGGACGCAAAGAAGCUCUACACCCCCCAUCAUGUUAUUCCACUGAUAACAAGAACAGAAAGAGACAGACAGAGAGUAUUUACAUUUACAAACAAGAAAUGAAAAAUGUGUUUAAAAUAUAUAAAUAUGUUCUAUUUAAUCCUGAAGGAGAACCCGAUGUAGAAAUAUGCAAGAGGAAGACUUCCUGAUCUGCUUGUAGCUGCUCGCUGCAGGCCGACCGGCAACACGAUGAAAAGUAGCGUAGGUGUUCUGGGUCAUGUGAUCCACCGUGAAGGGACAGGUCACAUGACCGUCACAUCAUGGAUUCAGUAAACACGAUGUGAGUCACGGUUGUCAUUUGAAAGACGUUAUUACGUAUUUAAAAAAAAAAAAGAUAGUCACUUUUUUUUGCAUCCAUCCAGUCGAGGAUGCAGAAAUUUGAAUUGAGGGUGCAGUGCAUCGUUUUGCACCUCGUAGAAGCGGGCCUGGCUUCAUGACUCACACUCAAACGCUCGCAGGUUUUUGACGCCGCAGCUCCCGAGAAGUGUCACAUCCAGGAGGGGAAACAGAUAGACCACCUUUAUAGAGAAUAUAAACUACGAUAUAUAUAUAUAUACACUUUUUGCCAUUUUUUAUGAAAGUAAUGAACUGUACAUUUUUUAAUGAGGAAGCCGUUUUGUAUGCAUGUUCAGUGGUUAAAAGAGACUUAAAGUAAAUCCACAGAAACUAGUUAAAGCACUGGAGACGUGUUUGAAGUUCUCACUGGACUCUGACAGGAAGAUAAACGUUCUCUCUGACGUCCUGAUGUCAAAGAACUCUGAAGGGUUCAUUUAGUCUGCUUUGAAAAUGUAACACUUUUUUAUUAACCAGCUGCUU
Labrus mixtus (cuckoo wrasse) is the source of this 8643-nucleotide messenger RNA. RefSeq names its product dedicator of cytokinesis protein 3-like. Gene Ontology annotation, cellular component: plasma membrane; cytoplasm. The transcript is spliced from 52 exons. Gene Ontology annotation, molecular function: small GTPase binding; guanyl-nucleotide exchange factor activity. The record is from RefSeq and is a predicted model, not a curated record. The coding region runs from base 906 to 7127 and encodes 2073 amino acids. NCBI's taxonomy places the organism in Eukaryota, Metazoa, Chordata, Actinopteri, Labriformes, Labridae. Gene Ontology annotation, biological process: small GTPase-mediated signal transduction.